Messenger RNA from Fonsecaea nubica, 1017 nucleotides. RefSeq lists its product as hypothetical. Gene Ontology annotation, molecular function: ketoreductase activity. The record is from RefSeq and is a predicted model, not a curated record. The transcript is spliced from 2 exons. Bases 1 to 1017 code for a protein of 338 amino acids. Gene Ontology annotation, cellular component: endoplasmic reticulum. Gene Ontology annotation, biological process: fatty acid elongation. Lineage: Eukaryota; Fungi; Ascomycota; Eurotiomycetes; Chaetothyriales; Herpotrichiellaceae.
AUGGCAACGACAAUCGAUCUGGAGCCCCUCGGCCAGCAGAGUCUCCCCUCAACUCUGCUCAUUGGCAUUGGGGUCCUCACGCUCGCCUCGGUCGCCUUCACCGCGACACGCGUAUUUCUGAGUACUUUCAUUCUGCCUGGGAAAUCUCUGUCCUCGUUCGGCGGGAAAGGCUCAUGGGCAGUCGUAACCGGCGCAUCCGAUGGCAUUGGAAAGGAAUACGCCCUACAGCUGGCAAAGAGAGGCUUCAGUCUCGUCCUUGUCUCCCGAACUGCGUCGAAACUCGAAUCCCUCUCGGCCCAGAUAAAGACCUCUUCUCCAGACGUCUCGGUGGAAACUCUCGCCAUGGAUUUCUCGCAAAACUUGGAUAAAGACUAUGCAUCGCUGGCGUCGCUGCUACAAGGCAAACGCGUUGCCAUCCUGAUCAACAACGUGGGCCAGAGUCACAGUAUUCCUGUGACUUUUGCGGAAACACCCUUGCCCGAAAUGACAAACAUCAUCAAUAUCAACUGCCUAGGAACACUGCGGGCUACUCAGACGGUGCUCCCGAGCAUGCUACCACAAAAGAAAGGGCUGAUCUUGACAAUGGGAUCCUUCGGCGGCUUGACGCCUACACCACUGUUGGCAACAUACUCUGGUUCAAAAGCAUUCCUUCAACAAUGGUCCAACGCGCUUGCCUCCGAGCUGGCUCCAAGUGGCAUUGACGUAUUCUUUGUCCAUUCGUACUUGGUCACGUCGUCAAUGUCCAAGAUCCGCCGAGCGAACUGGCAGGUCCCUACAGAAAAGGCGUUUGUCAAAUCCACAUUGGCCAAGAUUGGUCGGAGAGGUGGGAGCAUAGGCUACCCGUACAGUGGAACUCCGUACUGGAGCCACGCCCUGGUUGCAGCGCUGAUCACGGGCGUGCUUGGUCCGAUGAGCAGCAUUUUACUUGGAAUCAACAGGAAGAUGCAUGUGGAUAUUCGGAGAAGAGCUUUGAAGAAGGCAGAGCGAGAGGCACAGAAGGGCAAGAAGGCUGCAUGA